AUGACGAUGAAGCCUGCAUGGCUAAAAGGGCUAAUGGGGGAGAAAUUCUUCGAGCAGUGCGGGAUCCAUCAGAAUCGCAGGAAGAACGAAAAGAACAUUUUCUGCUUGAAUUGUUGCCGAAGCUUUUGCCCUCAUUGUCUUCCUUCUCAUUCCACCUCUCAUCCUUUACUCCAGGUAAGGAGGUACGUCUAUCAAGAUGUUAUUAGAUUGGACGAUCUUGAAAAGCUCAUCAACUGUUGCUACAUUCAGCCCUACACAAUAAAUAGUGCAAAAGUUAUAUUCUUGAAUCAAAGAGCUCAAUCUAGAUCUUGCAAGGGUUCUGGCAAUACUUGUUACACCUGUGACAGAAUUCUUCAGGAGCCAUUUAACUUCUGUUCACUCUCAUGCAAGGUGGAUCACAUGACUUGUCAAGGAGAAGAUUUAUCGAGUAUUCUGUCUAGAUUUGACAAACCUGAUUUCACAAUAUCGCAAUUCGAGGACCUAUGCAUGGAUGCCCCAGACGACGCUCAAAUGACGCCCAAUCCCUUCUUAGAGGUCGAUCCAAUUUUGGAAGAAUAUAGAGUUGCGUCUCACUCUAGCUACAGCAUAGGCAAUUCUGCGAUCUUCAAGGAAAAAGAAACAGCGAAAAGGAAGGGGAAAGGCGGGUUCCUCCCUGGUAUUAUGCUCUCCUUGAGCAGCAGGAGAAAGGGAGCUCCUCAUAGAUCUCCUCUUUCUUGA
This is a messenger RNA of Fraxinus pennsylvanica, 717 nucleotides long. NCBI's taxonomy places the organism in Eukaryota, Viridiplantae, Streptophyta, Magnoliopsida, Lamiales, Oleaceae. The record is from the annotation of a GenBank genome assembly.